AUGGUUAUUUCAGUGUCUACGCUUUUCUUGAAGCACCCAGACAUUGCAGCAAAUUUCAAACCAAAGAACCAACGGUUGAAGACAACAUACAUGAAUAUCUUCGUCGAUCUCAUCGAGACAGUGAACAAGCCACCACAUAGCUUAUCUGAGACUGAGCUAAGCAACGUUCGCAGCGAGUUGAUCGAGCUAACAGAAGCGGGCUUCAAGCUAGACUGGUUGGAGACAAAGCUUGAUGAGGUUUCCUUGGAGAGGAAGAAAGCAAGUGUUGAUGGUAUUAGAGUCCAAGAACUCGAGGAACAAGUCAAGAAUCUCAAAGCUGAACUGAUCAAGGAGAAAGUAAAAUCUGCUACCUCUGCUGCUAAACUCGACGAACAAGUCAAGAAUCUCAAAGCUGAACUGAUCGAGGAGAAGGAAAAAUCUGCUACUUAUGCUGCUAAAGUGUUGUCCUUAGAGAAGACCGUGUCAAAUAUCAUAGAGAUGAACAAGAAGCGGAAAUUAAGCCCUCAGUAA
Messenger RNA from Thlaspi arvense, 510 nucleotides. Lineage: Eukaryota; Viridiplantae; Streptophyta; Magnoliopsida; Brassicales; Brassicaceae. The record is from the annotation of a GenBank genome assembly.